CCAAAGUUCUCCAUGCUUUGCCGACGAUGUCAUGGCGAUGUCGGCAGAUGAUAAAUAAUAAGACAUAGGAUGAACCCGAGGCUGGCGAAGUGGAUGCUGCGAUCGACUCCAAACAACAUCAAACAUCCCGCAGUCAUGACCGACCAGACCUUCACCCUCAACACCGGCGCUAAAAUUCCAGCAUUGGCCCUGGGUACAUGGCAGUCCGAGCCAGGCCAGGUGAAGGAUGCCGUUGCUCACGCGCUCAAGGUCGGAUACAAGCACAUCGAUUGUGCAUUUGUAUAUGGCAACGAGAGUGAGGUCGGCGAGGGGCUGAAAGCUGCCUUUGAAAAUGGAGUGAAGAGAGAGGAGAUAUUUGUGACCUCCAAGUUGUGGUGUACAUAUCAUCGCGACCCAGAGAAGAACCUGGACGAGGGCCUCGAAAAACUUGGGCUGGACUAUGUGGACUUAUACUUGAUGCAUUGGCCGGUCCCCAUGAGCGCGCAUGGCAACCAUCCUCUAUUUCCAAAGCAUCCGGACGGCUCCCGAGACUUGGACACGGAGUGGCCGCAUUGGAAGACAUGGCAGGCGAUGGAGAAGCUGCUCAAGACUGGCAAGACCAAGGCCAUCGGAGUGUCGAACUACAGCGUCAAGUUCUUGGAGGAGCUGCUACCGCACUGUCAAGUCACCCCCGCUGUGAAUCAGAUUGAGAAUCAUCCCUAUCUACCACAACAAGACAUCGUCGACUUUUGCAGAGCAAAGGACAUCCUCAUCGAAGCGUACAGCCCGUUAGGUAGCACCGGAAGUCCACUUUUUCAAGAGAAUGUUGUGCAGGACAUUGCGAAGAAACACAGUGUCGGGCCGGGAACCAUCCUGCUGAGUUAUCAAGUGAGCAAAGGGCAUGUUGUGUUGGCGAAGUCGGUCACGCUGUCGCGCAUUGAGGAGAACAUGAAGAUCCUCAAGCUCGAUCGUUCGGAAGUCGAGACAUUGGACCAGAUCCACAAGAGCAAGGGGACGACAAGAUAUGUCUAUCCACCAUUUGGCGUCAAUCUCGGGUUUCCAGACAAGCAGUAGGAGCUGGUGGCGGGUGCGCCCUUGAGCCGUGGCUAGGGUUGUGUAGCGUUCGAGCAUUGCCAGAAUAGAAUAGAAUGCGAUCACAGGAGUAGAAGAGCUGUGCAGUCCGCACAUCCGAUACCGUGACCUUUGAGAGGGUACACAUCUCAUCCAUCCCUCUCGCGAACAGCUCGAGUUUCGGCUUGGAGGAGCUCGUCGAGGCCUUCGUUGCGCCGCCCUAGCAACAGCACGUCUUUGCAAUUAAUGGUCGAGCGUGUAGAAUGCUUUGCAAAGGCCUCGAGAUCGCGGGCGACAUUGUCGAUCUGGGCCCACACCAUCUCACUGAGGCCGCCGAUGAAGUGAGGACUGGCGUUGAUGUCUUGGGAGAGACCGACGGAGUCCACGAUCUGGCCAACGGCAUACCAGAGCGCGGCUUUUAGCUUUUCGUCCUUGGUGCUCUCUUCAGCUUCUGCCGCGGACAUGAUUGAUGGUGAGUGAGUAUUGUGAGAGGAAAGUGGCGG
Neohortaea acidophila is the source of this 1553-nucleotide messenger RNA. RefSeq names its product NADP-dependent oxidoreductase domain-containing protein. Gene Ontology annotation, molecular function: aldose reductase (NADPH) activity. The coding region runs from base 70 to 1053 and encodes 327 amino acids. Gene Ontology annotation, cellular component: cytosol. The transcript is spliced from 4 exons. NCBI's taxonomy places the organism in Eukaryota, Fungi, Ascomycota, Dothideomycetes, Mycosphaerellales, Teratosphaeriaceae. The record is from RefSeq and is a predicted model, not a curated record.